Trichomycterus rosablanca is the source of this 2636-nucleotide messenger RNA. RefSeq names its product nectin cell adhesion molecule 1b (gene nectin1b). Gene Ontology annotation, biological process: homophilic cell-cell adhesion; heterophilic cell-cell adhesion; protein localization to cell junction. Lineage: Eukaryota; Metazoa; Chordata; Actinopteri; Siluriformes; Trichomycteridae. The record is from RefSeq and is a predicted model, not a curated record. Gene Ontology annotation, cellular component: adherens junction. The transcript has 6 exons. Bases 449 to 1951 code for a protein of 500 amino acids.
AGAGCUGGGAACUGCAGUUUGAAGCGGUAACACUUCUGUAACACAUCUCCCGCCUGCUUGCAAACCCGGAGCUGCAGGAGAAGAGACAGAGAGAAGGACAGGAGCUUUGGACACACCGAGCGGGACGCAGCAUUUCUAGUUGGAUCUGUGCAGAGCUGAAACUGCAGUUACUCGAGCGUGCUGCGUUCUCUUCUACCUUCCGUAUCAUUUCGACUACAGAAUUCUACAUCUGUUGGCGAUUAACCGCUUUGUGUCGGAUCCGAGUUACAUUAUACGGAAUUGCCUGGAAGGAAAAGAAACGGCUGCAAACCAUCUUCGAAGUGCACGCUUUUCUUACACACAUCCAGUCGAACUUUUUCCCCUCCGACUAGUUCUCGGUUUUUAGGAUCCGAACCAGGGUCGAAGGGACUCAGCUUUCUUGAAUAUUGGGGUAUUUGGAACACGAACUAUGGCGAUGCUUGCUAAGCUUUGGAUACUCGUGCUGGUUCUUCUGAACGCACCGCUGGGACACAGUCAGUCUGUAGUGAUGGAAGCUGUUAAAUCGGGCUUCGUGGGUACUACUGUGGAGCUGCGCUGCCUCUUCAAUAACAGCAAACCCCCAGUGAAGAUUUCACAAGUCACCUGGCAGAAAUUUCACAACAACACCAAGCAGAACGUGGCCAUUGCCAACCCGGUCCUCGGCGUCUCUGUGCUUCCCGCCUUCAAGGACCGUGUGAGCUUUAAGCAAUCGGCGGUGCGCCUGCAGACCCCCUCGCUGGAGGAUACUACAAUCAUCAUUAGCAAUUUACGCCUCUCUGAUGAGGCUGCUUACAUCUGCGAGUACACCACGUUUCCUGCGGGAAACAGAGAGAACAUGGUCAACCUCACCGUAUAUGCACGCCCCAUAACCCACAUGACCCUGACAACACCCACCAUCAUUGCGCAGGGUCAGAAGCACAAGAUGAAGGUGGCUACAUGCCUUUCGGCAAAUGGCAAGCCACCCAGUGAUAUCAAGUGGGAGACCAAGCUGAAGGGCGAAGCCGUGAUCCAGGAGACACACAACCCCAACGGCACUAUCACCUUGCGCAGCGACUACAUGCUCAUUCCGAGCCGUGAGAGCGAUCGCCAGAAGCUCACCUGUAUCAUCACCUACCGCACCGAGCGAAUUACCGACAGCGUCAUCCUUAACGUUCAGUAUGAGCCUGAAGUCAAAAUCGAAGGUUUUGAUGGGAACUGGUACCUAAACAGACAAAACGUGAAACUCACCUGCAAUGCAGAUGCCAAUCCGCCUGUCACCGGCUACCAGUGGAAAAUGUUGAAUGGAACUCUGCCUAAAAAUGUGGAGGUCAAAAACAACACACUGCUCUUCAGGGCGCCUGUGACAUACGAUCUGGGUGGCACUUACGUGUGCGACGCUACCAACGGCAUUGGCACUCGUUCUGGCCUGGUGGAGGUCAACGUGACAGAAUUCCCUCACCAAUCGCCUACCGGUAGCCCAUGGGGACGAGCGAAUCAUCACACUUCCAACGCCGCCAUUUGGGGUGGCGUGGGCGGCCUGGCUGCCCUGGCCGUCGCCGUCGGGUUGCUCAUCUUCUUCCUCCGUCGCCGUCAGCGCACCUUCAAGGGAGACUACAGCACCAAGAAGCACGUUUUCGGCAAUGGCUACAGCAAGGCCGGCUCCGUGCCCCCGCACCCACCAGUCCCCAAGAACCUGCAAUACCCAGACGACUCGGACGACGAGAAGAAGCCCGCACAGAUCGGUGGGCCCGGAGCAUUCGAGGGCACGGAGCGCGAUUUUGACGGCAACUCCGAAGAUCUCAAGAGGCCGUAUUUCACCGUAGACGAGAGCGAGAGCCACGAUUAUGAUGAGCGGACUCUCGCUUUCCAGUACGACCCGGAGCCUGAAAUCGCCGAUGACAUGGUGUCCCAAACUGACGGCUCCGUCAUUUCAAAGAAAGAGUGGUAUGUGUAGUGUGGAAACCACAACGAAUAGAAAUCAGAAAUCAGAGAAAAUGAACAUUCGUCUGGUCAUUCCUGCAUCCAAUCACAUUCCUUUAUCUCACAAUAAAAGCCCUUCCUCCAUCCACUCGUUCAUCCAUCCUGGUCUUCACCCCAUCCCUCACUCCUCCCACUCAAACAAACUCUGUCCUCAUUCAAUCAAACAUUAAAAAAACAGCUUAUAAAGUUGACGUGUAUUGAUCACAACAUGCCCACAGACAUUAACCUGCUAUUAUACAGAAUUGUGAUCAUUGACUAAUGCCAAAAGCCAUUGAUUAUGAAAUCUUGCAGGCCAGUUGCUUGAAACUUUUGUGGUGCAUUAUCAUUCUUUGAUGUCUAUUUUGGUUCACUUUAUUAUAAAUGUAUUAAAUGUUUAAUAUGAGAGCGAGAACGAGAGUUUGGGGUAAUAACCAUAGGGUAUUCUAAUCAAUCAUGUGAAAGUCUUACACUGGAUGUAUGAUACUUUUUUAUUGUUUUAAUCACAUGGCCAUAAUCUUUACUUUUGUUACUAUGUUUUUGUACAAUUUUCUUUCUUAAUGGGGUGUUGGUUAUUCAAAACUGUGGAUAUGUAUAAAUAGAUAGUUAUGUAAGAAGCUUUGGAGUGAAUUUAAAUGCCUUAGGUCUUAAGAAAAAGCACACAUUUUCCUAAAUGUCCAAAA